Metopolophium dirhodum (rose-grain aphid) is the source of this 2469-nucleotide messenger RNA. RefSeq names its product electron transfer flavoprotein-ubiquinone oxidoreductase, mitochondrial (gene Etf-QO). Gene Ontology annotation, biological process: electron transport chain. The record is from RefSeq and is a predicted model, not a curated record. Gene Ontology annotation, molecular function: electron-transferring-flavoprotein dehydrogenase activity; iron-sulfur cluster binding. Lineage: Eukaryota; Metazoa; Arthropoda; Insecta; Hemiptera; Aphididae. Gene Ontology annotation, cellular component: mitochondrial inner membrane. The transcript is spliced from 12 exons. The coding region runs from base 222 to 2030 and encodes 602 amino acids.
AUGUGAUUAAAUACCAUUUCAAAACGAGGCCAAUGGGCAAUGUCUAUCGUUUUUAUUAUCGAACUAAAUUCUACAGCGAUACUCGAUAGUCUCACAGAAUCGUAUACGGAAGUAGCCAAAGUUCAGUUCAUGCAUCAGUACAGUUAUAAGUUUAAUCUUUGUUGAAUUUAUCACAGUGAUUUCUGUAUGUUUUUAAAAAUAGUAAAGACCAAAAACUCAAGAUGAUGGCCACAACAUCAAAUUUAUUAUUUCGUAAAGUGGGAACUUCAUGCUUCCGUUUAUAUUCAGCUGCUUCACCAAAAAUUACAACACAUUAUACUGUGCGUCCACGAGAAACUGACCAAAGAUGGAAAGAUAUAUCAAUGGAACGUUAUGAGGAUGUAGCUGACGUUGUAAUUGUUGGCGGUGGACCAGCUGGUUUAUCAGCUGCAAUAAAGUUAAAAAAGUUAGCAACUGAAAAUAACAAGGAACUAAGGGUUUGUGUGGUGGAAAAAGCUUCAGAAGUUGGUAAUCAUAUUCUAUCUGGUGCUGUUGUUGAUCCAAUCGCCUUGAAUGAACUGUUUCCAGAUUGGAAAGAUUUGGGUGCACCAUUAACUACCCCAGUAAAAGAUGAUAAGUUUGGUUAUCUCACUAAAAGUAGUCGUAUACCUAUACCUAUUUUACCUGGUAUGCCAAUGGACAACCAUGGAAAUUAUAUUGUGAGAUUGGGCCAUUUAGUAAAAUGGCUAGGUGAACAAGCUGAAUCCUUAGGUGUUGAAGUAUAUGCAGGAUAUCCAGCUGCAGAAGUCCUCUAUCAUGAUGAUGGUUCAGUGAAAGGAGUUGCAACUGGUGAUGUUGGCAUUGCCAAAGAUGGAUCACCUAAAGAAAGUUUUGAACGUGGUAUGGAAUUGCAUGCCAAAAUUACCAUAUUUGCUGAAGGUUGUCAUGGUCAUCUUACCAAACAAUUAUUUAAAAAAUUCAAUCUACGUGAAAAUUGUGCACCACAAUCAUAUGGUCUUGGUCUUAAGGAAAUAUGGGAAGUAAAACCUGAACAUCACAGUCCUGGAAAAGUAGAACAUACUGUUGGCUGGCCAUUAGACAAAAAUACUUAUGGUGGCUCCUUUAUUUAUCAUUUGAACGAAUCCACUCCUCUCGUUGCUGUUGGCUUUGUUGUUGGACUUGAUUAUAGUAAUCCAUACUUAUCUCCUUUUAGAGAGUUUCAGAGAUUUAAACAUCACCCUUAUGUUCAACCUUUGUUUGAGGAUGGUAAAAGGAUUGCGUAUGGUGCUAGAGCUCUUAAUGAAGGAGGUUUUCAGUCUAUUCCAAAACUCUCUUUUCCUGGUGGUGCUUUAAUUGGUUGUACAGCUGGAUUUUUAAAUGUACCAAAAAUCAAAGGUACUCAUUAUGCAAUGAAAUCUGGCAUGCUUGCUGCUGAAUCAACUUUUGACACCAUAUUUAAUACAUCUGUAACAAGCGAAACUGCUGGCUUGGAACCUAAAGACUAUGAAGAAAAAGUAAAAGGCAGUUGGAUAUGGUCAGAUUUGAAAGAAGUAAGAAAUGUUAGACCAUCUUUCCACACAAAGCUUGGACUGUUUGGAGGUAUGGCAUAUUCUGGAUUUACACUUGCUGUUAAAGGAAAGGAACCUUGGACAUUAAGCCAUGGAGUUCCUGAUAAUGAGAGACUGAAAACAAAGACUGAAGUUUCUGUUAUUGAGUAUCCAAAACCCGAUGGAAAAAUUAGCUUUGAUAUUUUGUCUUCUGUUGCAUUAACUGGCACAAACCACGAAGGAGAUCAACCGGCCCAUUUAACUUUAUUGGACGACUCUGUUCCUGUAAACACAAACCUUAAUCUGUAUGAUGGUCCAGAAGGCAGAUUUUGUCCUGCAGGUGUUUACGAAUACGUGCCAGCCGAGGACGGCGCUGGCGAUCGGUUGCAAAUAAACGCUCAAAACUGCAUCCACUGCAAGACUUGUGACAUCAAAGAUGCCACGCAGAACAUCAACUGGGUGGUGCCCGAACCAGGCGGCGGCCCCGCUUAUAACGGCAUGUAAUCGGCGGAAUUGAUACUACAUACUAUAUAGGAUACAGUGCCAUUUGUGUGAGACCAUAAUAUGUUAUCGUCUACAAAUAAAUGUGUUUACUCAACUAUUGCUUCCGGCAGCCUAACAACAUCGUCAUUAUUAUCUGCCCUACGACAACUCAUAUUUUUGGUUCGUAUAUUACGCACAUAAAAUUCAAUUUCUGUUAGUAUUAAUCGUUUAAAAACUCAUAAUUAUAUUUUAAAUACAAUUACCAUACGAAUAUAGACGAGGAUAAAAGGAGGGUAUACUCAUUGAAAUGUGUUUAAAUGUUUUACUUAAAUAUUUAUUUACUAUAUAUUUUUUUUGUUAGUUUUUUUUAAUACGAAAUUUUUAAUAUUUUAUGUAUCAUAUUAUAAUAUGUAUAAUGUUAUGGUUGUUUUGUUUAUCGAAUUAAAACACUUCGAAUAUA